UUUAAACCCUGCCCUGGCCGGGCCAGCUCAGCUAGGCUGGGCUCAGCUGGCCUGAGCUGGCCUCUGUGGGGCAGGGUUCAACUCUGUGGGGCUGUGUAGGGCUGGGCUCAGCUCUGUGGGGCUUGGCUUGGCUGGACUGGGUUGGGCUGUGUGGGUUAGGACCCGCCUCUCUGGGGCUGUGAAGGGCUGGGUUCGGUCCGACUCUGUAGCUUGCCUCUGUAGGGCAGGGCUCAGCUCUGUGGGGCUUGGCUGGGUUGGGCUGUGUAGGGCAGGCCUUGGCUCUGUGGGGCUGCUUUGGGCUGUGUAAGGCUGGGCUCAGCUCUGUGGGGCUGGGUUAUGUGGGACUGUAUAGAGUAGGGCUUGGCUCUGUGGGGCUGGGCUGUGCGGGACUGUAUAGAGUAGGGCUUGGCUCUGUGGGGCUGGGCUGUGAAGGGCUGGGCUCGGUUCUGGAGCUUGUCUCUGUGGGGCAAGGCUCAGCUCUGUGGGGCUGGGCAGGGCUGGGCUGUUUGGGGCUGUGCAGGGCAGGGCUCAGCACUGUGGGGCUGGGCUGGGCUUUGUGGGGCUGUCUGCCAGGCGGCCCCAUCCCUGUAGGUGCUGGGCCCCACAGCAGGAGAGGGGCCAGCCCCAGCUCCCCAUCCGUGACAGUGGCAGUUCCACUACAGGCCCUGCAGCCGGGCCAUGGGGCGAAGCCAUGGGAGGAGGUGAAGGUGAAGAUGAAGGAGCUGAACGAGCACAUCGUGUGCUGCCUGUGCGCCGGGUACUUCAUCGACGCCACCACCAUCACCGAGUGCCUGCACACGUUCUGCAAGAGCUGCAUCGUCAAGUACCUGCAGACCAGCAAGUACUGCCCCAUGUGCAACACCAAGAUCCACGAGACGCAGCCGCUGCUCAAUCUCAAGCUGGACCGUGUCAUGCAGGACAUUGUCUACAAGCUGGUGCCUGGCCUGCAAGAGAGUGAAGAGAAGAGGAUCCGGGAGUUCUACCAGUCCCGUGGCCUCGACCGGGUGACGCAGCCCAGCAGUGAGGACACGGUUGGGGGUGACCCCAUGGGGCUCCCCUACAGCACCUUCGAUCACUCCCGCGCCCACUACUUUCGCUACGACGAGCACGUCUCGCUCUGCCUGGAGAAGCAGAGCUCCAGCAAGGACAAGAGCAAGGCCGUGCUGCAGGUGAGCGGGGGUCCGUGCGGCUGCCCUGCCAGUUCACCGGGCCCCGAGCCCCCGGGCUCUGCCCAGACCUGGCCCCACAGCUCUUGCUCCGAGCUCAGCUUGCAGAAGUACGUGAGAUGCUCUGUGCGGGCGCAGAUCCGGCACCUGCGGAGGGUCCUGUGCCACCGCCUGGAGCUGCCGCUGCAACACGUGCAGAUCCUCUUCAACAACGAGGCUCUCCCCGACCACAUGACGAUGAAGCAGCUCUGGCUCUCGCGCUGGUUCGGCAAGCCUGCGCCCCUCCUGCUGCACUACAGCAUCAAGGACAAGAGGAGGUAGGGGCUGGGGGCGGGCGCUGCCCCCUCUGAGUGCAGCCCUACUUCUGCGCCCCCUGCCCCGCUCUGCUCCCCCUAACUUAAUACCCCUCCUGCUUGAGUUUAUUUUUUGAAUAAAAUUGUGGAAAAUCC
This is a messenger RNA of Phalacrocorax carbo (great cormorant), 1615 nucleotides long. Lineage: Eukaryota; Metazoa; Chordata; Aves; Suliformes; Phalacrocoracidae. The record is from RefSeq and is a predicted model, not a curated record.